Molecule: messenger RNA, 1990 nt
Organism: Pseudo-nitzschia multistriata
Lineage: Eukaryota; Bacillariophyta; Bacillariophyceae; Bacillariales; Bacillariaceae
Source: the annotation of a GenBank genome assembly
CAAUCGUACGACCGGUGUCAAUCAAUGAAACACGCCACGAUACGGUAGUACGACGGCGCAUCACCCCGGGUUGACACCAAGGUGAAGAAUAGAAUCAAAUAAAAAAAUAUUGAAAAAAUCUUCCCUCGCCAAACGAGAAACCACGAGAGCAACAACACAAACCACAAUCAACAACAACAACCAAAAACACGCGACGAUAACUCCAAUUAUCUAUACUGUAGCCAUGACCAUGAUCACGUCCCUGGCAACAGCUGCCUCUCCGGUCGGGAGGAGAAUAGCCACCCCGGCAGCACAGGCAACAGCAACAGCAACAGCAGCAGUCGCAGUCGCAGUCGCAACACCUUCGACACUUGCACCCGCAUUGGCAUCGACCCCGGAAGCGACGCCUUCCUUCCGCUCGUUUUCCACCGAGCGACCACCGCGCGCCCCAUCGAUCUCCACCCGCAUCACGGACCUCUUUGGGUGCGAGCACCCGAUCGUCCUCCCGGGCAUGUCCUGGAUCUCCACGCCGGAGCUGGUGGCGGCGGUCUCGAACGCCGGGGGCGUCGGCAUCCUGGCCACCGGCCCGCUGUCGGCUUGCGAGACAAGGGCCUCGAUCCGCAGGGUCCGGUCCCUGCUGAGGGACCCGGACCUCCCCUUCGGGAUCGGGGCCACCCUGCUCAUGCCGGGGGCCCACGAGAACGCAGGGGUGGCCCUGGAGGAGGAGGUCCCCGUCGUCAACGUCUCCCUCGGAAAGGCGGGCUGGAUCCGGGACGGCCUGGACGCCUACGGGGGAAAGCUCCUGGCCACCGUGACCAACCGUGUCCACGCGGCCGCCGCCGUGGAGUCCGGGGCCGACGCCCUCAUGGCCACGGGCCACGAGGCGGCCGCCCACGGGGGCGACGUCACCUCGCUGGUGCUGGUCCCGGCGCUGGCGGGGGCCUUUCCGGAGACCCCCCUGGUGGCGGCCGGGGGCUUUUGCGACGGAAGGGGCCUGAACGCGGCCCUGGUGCUGGGGGCGGACGCCGUUGCGAUGGGCACCCGGAUGGCCGUGACGGAGGAGAGCCCCCUGGCGGGUGCCACGAAGGAGGCGAUCGUGACCGCCGGGGAGGCCGAGACGAUCUACGGGGACAACUUCGACGGGAUCCCGGCGCGGGUCCUCGCGACCGAUGCCUCCGCCAAGGCGAUGGGAUCCCGGCCGCUGCCGCCGGUGGUGGCCUACCGGGCCUUUUGCGCGGCCAGGGGCAUGGGCAUCCCGCUGUGGAAGGUCCUUCCGGGCCUCCUGACCCAGUGGAACAAGAUGUACGCGGUGGCCCAGUUCGGCGCGGCCACGGAGGCCAUCGUGGCGGCGACCGUCGGGGGGGACGUGGCCGGAAAGGGGGUCCAGUUUGCCGGGCAGUGCCAGGGGCUGAUCCACGACGUGCCGGGGGUGGAGGACCUGGUGCGGCGGGUCGUCGAGGAAUCCCUCGCCGUGCAGAGGGCGCAGGCCGAGCGGCACCGAAGGUGGCCCGGCGGGACCCACCACGGGGGGGACUACUAUCCGUUCGAGUGAGCACUGUGAGCACACGGGCCGGAAACGAAACGAAACGAACGCGGGAUCCAAAGCUCUCUGCGAGCCGUCGGCAGGUGUGCGUGCGGCUUGCCAAGAGAUCGGUCGUCGGUGCUGCAACUACUGUACUAGUAGUUGAUCGGGUUCUUUUGUUUUUGCUGCAGCAGCAGUCUGUUGCUGCUGCUGCUGCUGUAUAUACUCUAGUAUUACAAUGUAGCAGUGUCUUUUUCCAGUCGGCAAGAACUGGCAAUGUAUACUUGCGGUGACAGGAUUCUUGUGCCACCUAGUAGUAGACAAAAGCUCGUGUCUUGAUUGCAGGACUCGGCAUGUUCCUCCACUUCCUUCGUAGAACAAAGCGACAUGAGAGACGAUCAAUACCGCAAUAGUCCAUGCCAACGAAUCGAUCUAUACCACUGCAUUUCUCCGUCUGCUGUCCUCCUACAAUCAAUUCUGUCUUCACAG